This is a messenger RNA of Sphaerulina musiva SO2202, 447 nucleotides long. RefSeq lists its product as uncharacterized. Lineage: Eukaryota; Fungi; Ascomycota; Dothideomycetes; Mycosphaerellales; Mycosphaerellaceae. The record is from RefSeq and is a predicted model, not a curated record. The coding region runs from base 1 to 447 and encodes 148 amino acids. The transcript has a single exon.
AUGGAAUACGACCGCGCCUUCGACGGAGGCCCUCCCAGUCGGGGCUUCAACAUGCGUACUGGUUGGUCCGGAACCAAUCGUGGAGGUUAUGGAUUUCCCUAUCAGACUUCUGCGCAAUUUUUUAAUUCUUUGAAUGGUUUGCAACAACAGCAACAACAACGACGACAGUAUCAGCAGCAAUUGCAGUAUCAACAGCAGUAUCAACAACAGUUGCAGCAAAGACAGCAGGAGUAUCAACAACAGUUGCAGCAGCAGUAUCAGCAACAGUAUCAACAACAGUUGCAGCAACAACAGCAAAGACAGCAGCAACAAACCUACGGCUAUCCCCAACAAUCUUCAUCAUACGGCUACUAUGGAGGCAAUAAUAAUAACAACAGUAUUCCAGGAUACAUGUCCUCAUGGGGCAAACCUUCCAAUAGAGGAUACUCGUAUGGGAUGUUUUGGUGA